GUGCUGGCGGGGCCGGGCCUGCCGGCACUCCCGCUCCCCCACACGGCGGCUGAGGGAGGCAGGCAGGCAGGCAGGCGGCCGGCGCGGGUGGGCGGCGUGGCGCGGCGUGAGGGACCCCGGGCCGCGGCCUGCCGCCGCCUGGCUGGCUCUUCCCCGCCGGGCUCCGCUCGGCCGUCCCCGGCAGCCGGUGGUCGGCGGCGGGGCGGGGGAGGCGAGCGUCGUCUCCGGCGGGGUGUGUGGGUUGCCACACUGUUGUGGUUCUUCGGGUUUGUUUUUUUCUUGACAUGGUAGGGCUGGGAAACAGCUGCCGAGGGAUGAAGUCUCCACCUCUCCUUGUGGCUGCACUUGUGGCGUGCAUCAUUGUUUUGGGUUUCAAUUACUGGAUUGCAAGUUCUCGCAGCGUGGAUCUGCAGCAGGCAUGCAGCUCACGUGGAAUGAUUACCUUCUCUGCUAUUUUUCUAACGGGACGGAUCAUGGAUCUGGAAGGCAAAGUCCGCAGGGCGGCAGCAGAGAGGGGUGCUGUGGAGCUCAAAAAGAAUGAAUUCCAAGGGGAGCUCGAGAAGCAGCGAGAGCAGAUCGACAAAAUUCAGUCCUUGCACAGCUUUCAGAUGGAAAAUGCCAACAGAGUACAUCAGGAAGAGAAGGCAAUGCUGAUGAGUAACAUCACAGUAAAUGAACAAUUGAUCCAGAGUCUACGAGAACACCUGAAAGAGUUACAGAUAGAAUAUGGAAAGCUACAGCUGGAUGUUUCCUGGUUUCAGAAGAACCAGACUAACCUUCAGAGAAAGUUCUCAUAUGACCUGUCACAGUGCAUCAACCAGAUGAAAGAAUUAAAAGAACAAUGUGAAGAAAGGAUAGAUGAGCUUGCAAAAAAGGGUAGUGAUGUACCACAAAUCAAAGAAAACAAAGGCUUCUCAGAAGAUUCAAAAAAGCAUAGCCAGGUUAAUACUCAGCUGCCAGCCUUGAAGCAGGCCGACUUAGAACAGCAGAAACACAAUGAAGAUGUACCUAAAGCAGUACCUACAGUAAAAAAGAUAGACCUGCUGCAGACUAAAGAAAGAAUGAAUGGGCUGGCUGACAUCAGAGAACAGGAGCCUAAGGCAGAAGAGAAGCUUUCUAGUGAACUGAAAACCCCCCAGGACUUACUAAAGGCUGCUGCAGAUCAUAAGGAGAUGCCACUCGAGUCAGAGAAGGAGCUGAAUCCAUCUGAAGAUGAAAGACAUGUAGCAGGGCAAGAUGCAUUACAGCUGGCAGCAGAGCAGGCUGCUAGUGAGGAAACUGAGAGGGAGCAGCUCCUAAAUUACAAUGCUAAGGAAGAUGACUUGCCCCUCGGAAAGGCUGUAGAACAUGAAGCACUGAACCAGGACAAGGAUGUUGAUUACAAUUUAGAUGAGAAUGAAGCUGAAUCAGAAACGGACAAGCAAGCAGCACUUGCAGGGAUUGAAAAUGUUCAAAACCCUGAAGAUCUGAAGAACCACUUAUCUGAGCAAGGUGAAGAACGACAGAGGCUGUGAACAAAGGAGGUUCAUGAUGCAACUUGAUCACCUCUUCAUAUCAAUGCAGGAACAAUGAGAGCAAAGUGAUCUGAGAACAUUUUGAUUAUCUUCUCAAGGCUUCAAUAAGGGCCCAAAUGAAGUAGUAUUUUCUUGUGAAGUUUUAGUACUGUUUCAGUGGUGAAAAAAAUAAUAUUAAAUCUCUGGAGACUUGUUUUAAAGCAGCUUGACAUCUGCGAUGACUCCUUCCUUCCUACCAAUUACAAUAUUGAAACCAGUUAUAGUAACUUUGAAGUCAGCUAACUUGUAUGGUCAUACUACAAUAAUAACAUGUGCUGACUGGUGGUAGAUGAGAAAGAUCCAUCCUUGGCAGAGAACUCUCUCCCCUGAGCAAUGCAGUAGAGCAACCCCCAGCUUAGUUGUAAGAAGAGCUUAAGAAGAGCUAACUUACCUUAACAAAACAUGGGAAGGAUGGAAGAUGGACCAUGCUGCAGUCUACCCUAGUGCCUGUUCUCGCACCUUGUUACUGCAAUGUAGAUAAAGCCAGCAAGCAUGAUGGUAGUAGUCUUCAGACGCUAUGCAGCAUGAUACAUUUUCCUAGGCCUUCUAAAUGAAAUUGCUAGCUUAUGCUAUCUGUAACCAGGCUGAAACAAUGUGCUGGUUGUGUUCUUGCCUUUUAGGGCAGGGCGGGGGGAAGGACUCUGACAACAGCGUGUUCUCAUUAAGAGAUUAGCAGGAAGAUUUUUCUGAAAGCUCUGUUGGAGUCCUGUUCACAAGAUCAGUAUGGUUCAGCUACCACUAACUUGUGCUAGUUCAGUGUAAAAAUUCAAACUCCUGAACAUUUCAUGACAGAAGCCAUCUGAAAUGGUGUGCUAUGACUACCCUUCACUCCACCCAGCCACUAUAUUCUGCUAAAAUGUAGAAAGGCAAAUGCUUGCUUUGUAAAAACAGCAAUCUCAACUGUUCAAAGUGACUAAUCUCUGCCGGACUUCUGGAGGAAGUAAACCAGACUAUGCAUUUACCAGAUGUCUCAAUGUCUCCCACUAGUUGUUGUGAAGUCCUAUGUUAUGCACAAUGUAUCAUGUUGUUAAUGUUCCGUAGUCUCUGUCUUUUCUGUAACAUGUUGAAUGUAAACUAGAAACUAGUUUACUGGCGAUAACCUAGAAAUACCCUGUGCUACCACAAAGGCAUCCUUAACUGCAACACAGCCUGCACUGUGUGUAGCCAGCUGGUGUGAAGAUUGUGUCUGUCCUCAAGGCUGACACCUGUGUCUGGAGCAAUCUUUGAGGACAAACUGACCUCCGUUAAGACAUCAUGGGAGCAGACAGACAGACAUGACUAACCAGCUAAUUACCAACUAACCAGCAAUUACGUUUAAGAAAAUACAAAUGUCUUAGCUUUGUAUUCAUUUGUAGCUACUUUUGUGGUGUGUCAUUCCUCAGUGUACUAGUUUACAACUCCUGUACCUUAAGAUGCCUAAAUAUGGAAGUGGAAGGUCAGUUCUUGUGUGUGAAGACAGUAUCAGCUGUCAUCAAGUGAAAGGCAGAGCUCAAGUCAAAUGAUGCCUAUUAAGCCUAAAUACGUAAACAGGUCAGUGAUAGACUUGCCACUCUAACUUGCAUUUUUCUAAGGAAAGCACCAACUUCCAUUACUGAGUUCUUGGUUACUCUUUUUUUGCCAUUUAAGUCAGACUCACACUGGUCUGGGCUACUACAGUCAGUAUAGCAGAGAAAAUAAAUGCCUGUAAGCAGGAGAGAAAAGGAGGAUGAGCAUCUCUUCUAACUGUCAAGUAUUGGGAAACUUGGGCUUUUAAGUUAUUUUUUGCAAAUAAUGCCAUGUUUUAACAUCAAAAUGUUUACACAUUCUGAGUAAAAGGGGCAUUUUCUUAGGACUUACUCUGUAAACAAACAAAAUCCUUAAGGUAAUUCAUAUAGUGCCAGAGAAUUCUUUUUUAAAAAAUUGUUUUGGCUGUUAUUUCUAUAUAGUACCCAAACCUGACUGGGCUUCUCUAGCCAGCUAGAUGUUGUCCUUUCUAUAAACAGGACCACCUUUGUACAAAACACACACUUCUGACAGCUGGGGGCCCGAAAACCUCGUAAGAGCAACGUUCAAAUGCAUGAAGGAAUGCAGUCUUAUUCUCAAUGGCUUCAAGUGCUACAGGAAUGUAACUAGGGAGGUAGAUUUCUAGUAGACAAGGGGCCUGUGUGUCUACUAUAUAGAGUUUUAAAAUUGAAGGACUUUCAGUUGAAUAAAACGAGAUUCAUUUGGAACUGUGGUUUACACAGUAUUGUCUAUCACUAAAAUUUUUAGUUGCAUGAGGCAGGAAAAGCUGCUUUGCUGUAAUCAUGUGGGGUUUAAAUUAACACUUGUCCUUGAUUUUUUUAAAAAAUUAAGCUUGAUCCAUUUUAGAUAAGCAUUUUAAAAUAAAAACAAUCUUCUCUACUGUG
Messenger RNA from Phalacrocorax carbo (great cormorant), 3940 nucleotides. The record is from RefSeq and is a predicted model, not a curated record. NCBI's taxonomy places the organism in Eukaryota, Metazoa, Chordata, Aves, Suliformes, Phalacrocoracidae.